Didymodactylos carnosus is the source of this 4095-nucleotide messenger RNA. The record is from the annotation of a GenBank genome assembly. NCBI's taxonomy places the organism in Eukaryota, Metazoa, Rotifera, Eurotatoria, Philodinida, Philodinidae.
AUGGAUUCAAAGCUUCAAAACUGGUUUAAAAUAGAACGUCUACUGACCCGUUCAUGUAAUGUAUUUCGAAAACUAUUCAAAGAUCGUUGGUUUCUGUUUACUGGUCAACAAUGGCUAGACACUCAAACCGAUGGACAAGCUUAUAUUACAGGCACCGGUCAAAAGAUUUAUCAAAACUGCCGUAAUAUUCAAAAAAUUAUGUUACAGACAGGUGAUACAAAUCUAUGGGAUUUGACCACAUUACUUUUCAUUCUUCGUGAAACUAAAUCUAAAAAACCACUCAAUCAAACUAGUAAACAAAAGAUUGCGAAGGAAAACAAUGAUUUAUUAGUGGUAACGAAUAUUCGAAACAACAAUGCUCACCACGCAACAAAAUGUAUUUCCGACGCCGACUUCGAAACUAUCUGGAUUCAGCUUUUGACAAUAUUGAUCUCGUUUGGUGAUGAUGCAGAUGAAAUUGCUGAAUUAAAAUUGAAUACUAAUGACACAAACCAAAAAGGACCCAUCGAUACUACAAAUACGAUGGAAGCAAAACGUCUGAAAGAUCUUGGAAACGAAGCAUAUAAACAAAAGAAUUUUGAAGAAGCAUUGAAGUCAUUCUCACAAGCCCUCGUUCUUCCUGGUUUGAGUGGUAACGACCGAUCAAUUCUCUAUUCAAAUCGAUCUGCUACAUAUUUGGAGAAACGCGUAACGUCAACAAUUACCUCGUCGAUGGACUCUCGAUAUCUGGCUCUACAAGACGCUGAACAUGCUCGUGAUCUCCGCCCAACUUGGUCGAAAGCUCAUUAUCGUAUUGGACAAGCGCAUGUCGCAUUAGGUGAAUAUGAAAAAGCUGUACAUUCGUUUGACAAAGCUCUUGCACUCGAUCCAACUAAUGCUGAAACGAAAAACGCUCGUGACUUCGCUCUUGAUAAAAAACAUUACUAUGACCGACAAGAUCAUCUAGUUCCGCAAAAUAUGCCGAGGACGACGCGCGAGCAACUUGAUGAAUUGUCAAAAAACUGUGGAUACAGUGCUGAACACCAAGAAAAAUUUAUCGAAUUUAUUCGAAAAAAUGACCCAGGCAAAGAUGCUGUGUUCACUGCUCAUCAGUAUCGAGAUGGCGAUGACAAUAUCAAACAAGAUUAUGAAUUAGCUACAAGAUUCUAUUCAAAGGCUGCUGCUUUAGGUAAUGCUGAAGGCAUGUACAAUCUCGCUUUACUACACAGACAAGGAUUAGGAGUUCAAAAAGAUAUACAAGCUGCCAUUAAACUAUUAGAAAAAGCAGCUGCUCAAAAUCCUUCAAUGUCAGACAAAUUGUUAAUUCCAAAUGUUGGUGUAGCGGAAGCUGAACAUGCUUUAGGAUUACAUUAUGCAACGGGUGUCGGGGUCGAAAUGAAUCAUCGGAAAGCGGCUGAAUGGUAUCAGCGUGCAUCAGAUCACGGUAGUGCAAAUGCUGCCAAUAAUUUAGGACUUAUGUACGGUGAUGGUGAAGGUGUCGAGAAAGAUUUGGUUGGAAAUCAGAACAACUACUUCGAUUAUCAGUUACGCAAGGGAGACUAUCAAGCAGCAGAACAAUGGUGUGACCAUGCUAUAGAGAACAGCAAUAUAUUAGAUGCACAUGCUAUAAAGAUUAUUCGAGAUAAAGCGGAAGAAGAACGUGCGCUAUUCAAGGACUUGGACAUUGAAAUAUGGGAAAAACAAAAUAGUUUAAGUGUCACUAAUUUAACUUAUAACGAACGUAUUCAACGCAAGAUUUGUGCGGACGAGCCAUCUGCUACUAGAACCUCUAAUGCCGUACAAGAUUUAGCUAAGACGUUUCAAUUACUGAAGCCUGUAGGACAACGGUUUGGAGGCAAAUCGAGAACGUAUGAUCGUACAAUGCUUGAAGAGUAUUCACAGAAAGGAUAUAUUUUUGCUCGACGAUUGUUAGAAGCACAAACUUAUUUUCUUAGAGCAAUGCACAUUUUUCUGAAUGACAAUAUUAGUGUUGACAACAGAAACAUUCAAUUUAUAAAAGAAUUUUCAGCAAGUAUAAGAAUACAGCAUAUCGUUAUUCAAUUGUCAGAACCUUUACGUCAUGAAAUAAAACUGGCGGUUGAUUGUGUUCUUGUUCAAUGCGAGUCGAAACAGUCACAACUGGAUGAAGAUGCUCGCGUAUGUUUUGGAUUUUUACACAUGAAUUCCUUGCAAUCCACAGUUGAAUUUCUGACGGUCUGUAUUCAAAUGUAUCCGAAGUCACCUUUUUUCUUAGAGCUCCGUGGAUCUUUGUAUGGUUUUAUGCAAAAAUAUGACGAAGGUUUAGCAGAUUUUAAUGCUGCACUCCAACUAGUUCCAGCCGAUGAAGAAUUUCUCUAUGACAGAGCUGCUAUGUUAAGGCUCAUCAAGCAUUGUGACUUAAAUGAAACAGUAGUAGCAUAUGAUAAAUUUGCCAAAAGCGCACCAUUUGAUCAUCGCAAAUUACCUGAAGCAUACUAUGCCGCUGCGACUUGCUGUUUAGCGAAUACUACAAUGGAGAAUCACGUUGAACUCACAGAAAAAUAUUAUGAAAAAGGUAUUGAAGCCGAAAAAAACCAAUUACCCUGCUUCCUACCUUAUGAAUCGAACAAUAAAUUGUUGAUAUCAAAAUUGUUAUCACUCAAAUCGGUAGCGUCUAAUAAAACACCAGUUGAGUCAAUAGUCGUCGCACGGAAACCAAAAUCACGCCUUACUGAUCCGCGACGUCUUGGCAUGAUUCAAAGACAUCGAAACGCUAUCGCUGAAACUGGUAAACUUCCACCAAACCAAAAACUCCUAAAUUCGACAAAUAAACCUCGCUUAUAUCAAAACUCGCCUUCCUCAUUAGUUGGAUUAAAAGGAGUUACUCUACGGGAAAUGAAUCCAAUCAAAGAUCAUGUAUACCAAGGAUAUGUAUUGUCUGGUGUGAUCUUCGAGCGAUCGCCCGUUGUUGAACCAUCCAUAUGGUUAUUAUUCGAAGAUGAGAACGGUGAUUUGGAACGACUUUUCAUAUAUAAUAUUCCUCCGUCUGAAGGUCGACAGUUGAUAGAAAGCACGUAUAUUUAUGGUGCAAAACUAAGUAUUUUAAAUCCGUACAUGCGUAUGGCGGCUGAUAAGAAACCGGCAAUUCGUGUGGAUGAUGCUUCGUCAAUUAUUUUACAUGGAGAUACUCACAAUGUUAAAAAUAUGUGUCGAUGUUGCAGCGAAGAAAAUGCAUUAUUUACUUGUAGCAAAUGUAAACUCGUCCGAAAUGGCGGCCAGCACCAAGAUAAAAAGGAGGAACAAGUUUUAACGGCGUUACGUUUUUAUGCCAGUGGUUCGUUCUUUUAUAUAGAUGGUGAUAUGCAUAGAUUAUCUAAAAUAUCUGUUAGCAGAACAGUGUUUCAAAUAUCAUCGAUUUUGUCUGAGAAAGCUAUUCAAAGUAUUAAAUUUCCAACAACAGUACAAGAACAGAAUUUGAUAAUGCAAACAUUUUAUCAACGAACAAAAUUUCCUCGAAUGAUUGGUGUUAUUGAUUGUAUGCAUAUUACGAUUAAAACUCCGAGUAAAAAUGAAGAACGUUAUGUAAAUCGAAAAAAUUAUCACUCAAUCAAUUGCCAGGUUGUUUGUGAUCAUAAUUUGAUGAUUCGAAGCACGGUUGUUUGUCGGCGCGGUUCGACACAUGAUGCCUUCAUUCUUGGACAAUCAAGUAUUGCAGCAUCAUUGUCGAAUGGUAUUUAUGGUGACGGUUGGCUGUUAGGAGACAGCGGUUAUCCGCUACGCGCCUGGCUGCUAACUCCUUUUAACGAUCCAACUACAGCAGCACAAAGGCGAUACAAUCUAGCACUCAAAUCCGCACGGUCGACAAUUGAACGUGUGUUUGGAGUACUGAAAGCGCGAUUUCGCUGCUUAGAUAGAUCGGGUGGUGGUCUUCAGUUUACACCAGAACGAUGUGUCAAAAUAAUAUUGUCAUGCAUGUACUUGCAUAAUUUAGCACAUCGAUUACAAAUAGAGGAUGAUGGUGAAGAAAAAAUAAGACAAAUUUUGCUUGAUGAAUUUGACGAUGAUGUAAAUACUCAAGAAGUUUCAGCAGAAACACGAGUUCGUGAUAGUGUUGUACAAAACUAUUUUUCGAAGUAA